UGUUACCGGAGAAAGGAAACUGAUGCAGAGCUUUUUAGGCACUCUUCUGUUGACCAAAACGUAAUCUCUUUCGAAGAGAACUAAGACUCGUUGAUUUUCUCCGUUAAGUCAACACAAUAGGGUCGCCUCUUUAUGACGUCACAGUUGCGCCUCACUCAGGCAUGGCAUUCAACUCCACUUUUAACAAGAUAACGCAAGCUCCCAAACGUGGCUCUAUCGUCGUAGCAGACUGGCACCGAUGCAAAGACAGCAAAGCAUACUUCAGCAAGAUAGUGCACAAGAAGAAACGCAAAAUCUUCGGUCUACUGGAGUCGCCUGUGAUGCCUCCACAUAUCCCCGUGGACACUGUCCAUUAUAAGGUCUUCCUCUCUGGCAAGAGUGGGGUCGGUAAAAGUGCUCUUGCAGCACACCUGGCGGGCAUGAAAAUACCCAGCAUGCACUACGAGACUACAGGCAUCGAGACGACGGUGGUUUACUGGCCAGUCAAGCUGAAAGAAAGCGGCAGAGUGCUCUUCUUUCGUUUCCAGCUGUGGGACUGCGGCGAAAAUGCCUUGCGACGAUUUGACCAUCUGCUCCCAUCUUGUAAGGAGAAGGUGGAUGCUGUUCUCUUCCUCUUCUCCUUCACCGACAGAACAUCUUUUGAUGAUCUCACCAAUCAAAUAACCAAGUGGAACGAGUCAUCCGGGGCCCCAGUUGUGACUUUGGUGGUUGGCACCAAAUUUGACCUGUUCAUGCACUGCGAUGUCUCCGAAAAGGACGUGAGGGACUUCCAGGAGACGUGGCGGUUACCGGUGUUGCGCACGGGCGGCGGGGAGGUGGGUGACAGGCCAGACGCCGCUGCGCCCCUCCUCAACUGCCUGGCAGAGUGCCUGUGGCAUCAGGACUGCCUCGCAGCAGGACAACAGACACAGCUGUGGACAGCAAGUCCGAGUUGAGGUGGACCUCAAGGCAUUGGGGGGGGGGUGGGGAAAUGCACAGCUACUUUGGAACAGGUGAACUUAUUUUCCUGUCCCCCUUCAGCAAAAUAUCGUGACGAGAAAACCAAUGUUGAAGUAUUGCAGGAAGAUUAGAGCAGAAUGCCACAGUAGUUCCCGAGUAACAUUUUCACACCUUUUUGCAGACAACUGUAUUCAAGACAGUUGCACCAUAAUUGUUGUCUGCACUUUUAAUAUUAAAAUAUGUAAAAUGAAUACAACUUUUGAAUGGCUUUAAAAAAAAAAUUUAGUUUCUGGAGUGCCUGCUCACCCAUCACUUGAAAAGCUACAGCUACCAAGUACAUUUUAUCUUCCCAUUUCUUCCCGCGUCUUUGCCAGAGCCUCUUUCACACAAUUAAAAUUAACUCAAAUGUUGUAUGAGAAAGUAGAUUUUUUUUAAUUUUCAACUACCCAACCUGAAGUAACAAUUCAAUACAUUAAAAACAGAUGAAUCAAAUUAUUUAACAAUUGGGGGAUAAUGUGCCACUGCCACCACAAAGAGCCUACAAGUACUUAACCAAAUCAGCUCUAAAUGUGUAUAAAACGGUGAGCGCUUUCCUUUUGCAAGUUAAUUUCAGUUGUGAUUAGCAUUUUGAACUCGUGUUUACUGUGUUAGAUUACCACCAAAGUGCACAAAAGGAGAAGUGAGUAAUUUUCCCAAAACUACUUUGGAGCAUAAUACAAUUUGGAAAAAGCCCAGGUUUCAGUCAGCACACUUCAGCACCUUCAUCCACUGCUCCUUGUCUGACCUGUGGCCAAAACCCACACUGUUAAAAAUAGACCGCUCCAAACAAAAAUGGCACUACAGUAAUCCC
Phycodurus eques (leafy seadragon) is the source of this 1789-nucleotide messenger RNA. RefSeq names its product ciliogenesis and planar polarity effector 2 (gene cplane2). NCBI's taxonomy places the organism in Eukaryota, Metazoa, Chordata, Actinopteri, Syngnathiformes, Syngnathidae. The transcript is spliced from 5 exons. Bases 162 to 935 code for a protein of 257 amino acids. Gene Ontology annotation, molecular function: GTPase activity; GTP binding. The record is from RefSeq and is a predicted model, not a curated record.